AUAACUACCAGACAAAGCUCUCUUUUCGCUUCCAUUUCUGACUUCAGUCACUCCUUAAACCAUUUGAAUACUAGCUGCCACUCCUUUCAGUGAACUUCAUUGCCAUUCCUUUUUAUACCCCCACACAAACCUUAAUUUUCGAUCGUUUGAAAUGGUUUCUCUUACUCUCGCUUUGUCUGCCCUUUUGGCCUUAGUACCCACCCUGUUUGCCUUUGACGCAUCACUGGACUCCAACGUUGCUGUAUACUGGGGACAGAACUCUGCUGGUUCUCAACAACCCCUCUCAUACUAUUGUCAAUCAGAUGCAGUUGAUAUUGUUAUUUUGUCCUUCCUUGAUUCCUUCCCAAAAAUGGGAUUGAACUUUGCCAAUGCAUGCACCACCAGAUUUGAUGAUGGUCUUCUCAAAUGUGAUGCCAUUGCUGCUGACAUAAAGACUUGUCAAGCUGCCGGAAAAAUUGUUUUACUUUCUAUGGGUGGUGCUUCUGGUAAUUACGGCUUUAGCUCUGACUCUCAAGCUACUGCCUUUGCUGAAACUUUAUGGAACACCUUCGGUGCUGGUACUACUUCUGAAAGACCAUUUGGUGAUGCUAUUGUUGAUGGAUUUGAUCUUGACUUGGAAAACAAUGCUCAAACGGGAACUGUUGCCCUUGGUAAGGCCUUGAGAACCUGGUUUGCCAAAGACUCUUCCAAGAACUACUAUCUUUCUGCUGCUCCACAAUGUCCAUACCCAGAUGCAUCUGUUGGUGACUUCCUUGCUGGUGCCGAUGUUGACUUUGCAUUCAUUCAAUUUUACAACAACUACUGUAGUCUCGGAUCUAACUUCAACUGGGACACUUGGGUCAACUUUGCUCAAAACACUUCUCCAAACAAGAACAUUAAGCUUUAUAUGGGAUUGCCCGGUGCACCAUCUGCCGCUGGCUCUGGUUAUGUGACUUCUGAUGUUGUUUCAAAGUACAUCUCUACCAUUUCUGGUGCUCAAUUGGGUGGAAUUUCUUUGUGGGAUGCUUCUCAAGCUUGGGCUAAUACUGAUAGUAGUGGUGUAAACUUUGCUCAACAAAUGAAGAAUCUUUUGGGUGGAUCUGACUCUACUUCUAAUACUUAUACCGCUACUUCUACCAGUGUUACCACUGCUACUGUUGACCGUACCACCACUAUCAAUGGUUCCCAAACUGUUAUUGAAGCUAAGUCUACUACCACAUAUACCACUGAAGCUAAGCCAACUACCACCUCUACCACUGAAGCUAAGCCAACUACUACAUCUACCACUGAAGCUAAGCCAACUACUACAUCUACCACUGAAGCUAAGCCAACUACUACAUCUACCACUGAAGCUAAGCCAACCACCACCUCUACUACUGAAGCUAAAUUAAUUGAAUCUACCCCUGCUUCAUCGGAAACAACCUCUAAGACUUCCACUGAAGCCACUACUGAAACUCCUUCUGAAACUACUGCUGAAUCUGCUACUGAAUCUGCUACUGAAUCUGCUACUGAAUCUGCUACUGAAUCUGCUACUGAAUCUGCUACUGAAUCUGCCUCUAAAAUCGCUUCUGAAACGGUUGCUGAAUCAGUCUCAGCUUCUGUCUCCACUUCAAUUGAACCAGUUCAAACUUCUGCAGUUGCAUCUUCUAGUGCUGAAGUUAAUAAGAUUGUUGUACCAACUUCUUCUUCUUCUUCCUCUACUCCAGCUGCUUCUUCUCAGACAACCGCAGUUGUUAGUGAAUCUGAAGUAUCCGCAAUUCCAUCUCCAACUGAAAAUGAUGAUGGGGAUGAUGUCGUUUACGUUACCCUUCACACAAAGGUAAACUUUGUUUCAACAUCAACUGCCUUACAGGUUAACCAACCAUCGGUUGUAACCCUGUACACUAAUACCCGUACCACUAUGAAAACCGUUACCAUUAUGAAUAAGACCACCUACGAAACAUUGGUAGCUUCGCCUACUCAAGCCGCCAAGCGUCGGUGGUUCUAAGAAGAAUGAUCCCUAAUUCUUUGCCCCAUAAUGACCUUAAUGACUAUACGUGUUUACUAUAAU
Molecule: messenger RNA, 2029 nt
Organism: [Candida] anglica
Lineage: Eukaryota; Fungi; Ascomycota; Pichiomycetes; Serinales; Debaryomycetaceae
Source: the annotation of a GenBank genome assembly